This is a messenger RNA of Penicillium subrubescens, 888 nucleotides long. RefSeq names its product alpha/beta hydrolase. Gene Ontology annotation, molecular function: carboxylic ester hydrolase activity; palmitoyl-(protein) hydrolase activity. Gene Ontology annotation, biological process: protein depalmitoylation. Gene Ontology annotation, cellular component: cytoplasm. NCBI's taxonomy places the organism in Eukaryota, Fungi, Ascomycota, Eurotiomycetes, Eurotiales, Aspergillaceae. The coding region runs from base 1 to 888 and encodes 295 amino acids. The transcript has a single exon. The record is from RefSeq and is a predicted model, not a curated record.
AUGAAGUUCCCAGAGCCUCACAUCCAUGCUCCACGGGAUGCGCACACCCACACAGCCAUCUUCCUUCAUGGCCGGGGAAGCAACGGACCAGAAUUUUGUGAAGACCUGUUUAGUUCUUUGACCUCGAAUCUGAAAAACCUACCAGACAGCCUGCCAAGCUGGCGCUGGGUCUUUCCAACUGCGAAGACACGCUACAGCUCGAGGUUCAAAGAAGACGAAUCAGCCUGGUUCGAUGUAUGGUCUAUAGACAACAUUGAAGAGCAAGAGGAGCUAUCUGUGGAGGGGCUGAGGGAAUCGGUCUCUCAUAUUAUGAAGAUUCUGACUGAUGAGAUCGAGCGAGUUGAUGGGGACGCUAGCCGUGUCUUUCUCUGCGGGAUCAGCCAAGGCAUGGCAACCAUACUCUGGACCUUCUUUUGUGCCGUAGGACAAAUCAAUCAACCCCUGGGCGGGAUGAUUGGAUUCUGUGGCUGGCUUCCCUUUUCUCACAAGGCAGAAGACCUGGCACGACGCCAACAGGCGAUGGAAUUGUUGCAACAAAGCAGCGGCAACCAGUCCUUGAUCGAGCCUAGUAAGCUUGACAACAAGCGACAGAUGUCUAAAUUGUUCCGCGACAUUAUCAACGAUCCUGGCCUCCCUCAAAUUGAUGUGUCUACUGAUAUAUCCAUCUUCUCAACACCGGUGCUCUUGAGUCAUGGGAGAGACGACCCGAUAGUGCCCAUUCGGUUAGGUCGUCAAGCAGCCAGAAUUCUGCAGCAUCUGGAGGUGUCGGCAGAAUGGCAUUGGUAUAGUGGUGCCGAGGCAAAUGGACACUGGAUCAAAGAGCCGCAGGGAUUUGAUCAAAUGGUUGAAUUCAUCGAGACACAGCUUUGUUGUGGGGAGCUAGCUUGA